Messenger RNA from Lachancea lanzarotensis, 870 nucleotides. RefSeq names its product LALA0S05e05138g1_1 (gene RFA2). Gene Ontology annotation, molecular function: DNA binding. The record is from RefSeq and is a predicted model, not a curated record. Lineage: Eukaryota; Fungi; Ascomycota; Saccharomycetes; Saccharomycetales; Saccharomycetaceae. Bases 1 to 870 code for a protein of 289 amino acids. Gene Ontology annotation, cellular component: site of double-strand break; chromosome, telomeric region; nucleus. The transcript has 2 exons. Gene Ontology annotation, biological process: nucleotide-excision repair; DNA replication; double-strand break repair via homologous recombination.
AUGUCAGGUUACCAACCUUACAAUGAAUUUUCGUCAGUUUCUAACAAUAGCGGUGGUGGCGGGUUUGAAAACAGCCAGGGCAAUGGCAGCAGACCUGCCACCGGUGGUGGUGGGUCGCAAUCGACGUUGAUGCCCGUGACGAUCAAGCAGGUCUUAGAAUCGAAGCAAAUGGUUCAAGAUGGGCCUUUCGUUAUCCAGAAUCUGGAGCUACACCAUGUGGUGUUCGUUGGAGUAGUCAGAAACGUGGUGGAUAAGACGUCGAAUAUUACACUGACCAUCGAAGACGGUACAGGCCAGAUCGACGUUCGUCAAUGGACAGCAGAUCCAACCGAUAUCGCAAACGCCAACGAGCAGGGCGAGAAACAAGAGGGCUCAUAUAGCUCACAGAUCUCACAAAUGUACCAAGUGGGCAAGUACGUCAAGGUUUUUGGAGCGCUACGUGAAUUCAGUGGUAAAAAAAACGUACAGUAUGCAGUUGUAAAGCCCAUCGACAGUUUCAACGACGUGAUAGCACACCAUCUGUCCGCUAUGAAGUGCCAUGCCAUUGCCAACGGGUCUUUGCAGAGCCCGGCUUACCCAAAUACUGACUCUACUGCAUUGUCCGGCAGCAACCAGCAACCAGCUCAGGAACAGAGUUUGUUCGUCCAAGACAAUUCCGCAAGCGAUCCCAAACCAGCUCUACAUAAGAUCCUGGAAUUCUGUGCCGCUCAAUGCGAGGGCAAGGACGCUAGUAACUUUGCUGUUCACACGAAACUGAUCGAACAAAGCCUGAGCAUUUCAGAAGCAGAUGUGAAAACGUACUGUCAGACCUUGGUCGAUCAAGGUUUCAUAUACCCAACCUUCGACGACAGCAGCUUUUUCGUUUUAUAA